Molecule: messenger RNA, 2046 nt
Organism: Limulus polyphemus (Atlantic horseshoe crab)
Lineage: Eukaryota; Metazoa; Arthropoda; Merostomata; Xiphosura; Limulidae
Gene: RtcB
Product: tRNA-splicing ligase RtcB homolog
Exons: 11
Coding region: 120-1640 (506 amino acids)
Biological process (GO): tRNA splicing, via endonucleolytic cleavage and ligation
Cellular component (GO): tRNA-splicing ligase complex; nucleus
Molecular function (GO): RNA ligase (ATP) activity
Source: RefSeq, a predicted model, not a curated record
AUGAAAAUAUUGAAUGUGUUUCUUCAUAGAGGUCGCAAUCUGAUAGCCUGACGAUUAUCUUGCAUCAAACUUAGCACCGAACGUGGUUUAAUUGACUGAGGAAGGAAAACAAAGCAACAAUGGGUGUUCGAAGCUUCAAUGAAGAAUGCAGCUACUUGGAAAAGAUUUCCUCCUGUUGCUGGAGAAUCAAAAAAGGCUUUGUUUCCAAUAUGAAGGUUGAGGGUCUCUUCUAUGUUAAUGACUACCUUGAGAAACUAAUGUUUGAUGAAUUGAGAAACUCCUGUCGACCUGGAAUGGUUGGUGGAUUUCUACCAGGAGUCAAACAGAUUGGUAAUGUUGCUGCCCUUCCUGGAAUUGUUGGUAAAUCAAUUGGUUUACCAGAUAUUCACUCAGGUUAUGGCUUCGCUAUUGGAAACAUGGCUGCCUUCGACAUGAGUGAUCCUCAAGCAGUGGUGUCUCCUGGUGGAGUAGGUUUUGAUAUUAACUGUGGAGUAAGGCUGCUAAGAACCAACCUCAUGGAAAAAGAUGUUCUUCCAGUGAAAGAGCAGCUGGCCCAAAACAUGUUUGACCACAUACCUGUUGGUGUGGGUUCAAAAGGAAUUAUUCCAAUGAAUGCUAGAGACUUGGAGGAAGCUUUGGAAAUGGGUAUGGAUUGGUCUCUACGUGAAGGCUAUGCAUGGGCUGAAGACAAGGAACAUUGUGAAGAAUAUGGGCGAAUGUUGAAUGCAGACCCAUCUAAAGUGUCAAUGAAAGCAAAAAAACGAGGACUUCCUCAGCUGGGAACAUUAGGAGCAGGAAACCAUUAUGCUGAAAUUCAAGUUGUAGACGAUAUUUAUGAAAAAAGUAAUGCCAGCAAAAUGGGAAUUGAGAAUAAAGGUCAGAUUUGUGUGAUGAUUCAUUGUGGUAGCAGAGGAUUUGGACACCAGGUGGCCACAGAUGCCUUGUUAGCCAUGGAAAAAGCCAUGAAGCGAGACAAAAUUGAAGUAAAUGACCGACAGUUAGCAUGUGCCCACAUAUCUUCCCAAGAAGGACAGGACUACCUCAAGUCAAUGGCAGCUGCUGCAAACUUUGCGUGGGUUAAUCGCAGUAGCAUGACUUUCCUCUGUAGGCAGGCUUUUGCCAAGAUCUUCAACUCCACGCCAGAUGAUCUGGACAUGCAUAUGAUUUAUGAUGUAUCUCACAAUAUAGCUAAAAUAGAACAACAUAUUCUGGAUGGUAAAGAGAAGACCCUUCUGGUUCACAGGAAAGGAUCGACCCGAGCUUUUCCUCCACACCACCCACUGAUCCCUGUGGACUAUCAGUUAACUGGACAACCGGUAUUGAUUGGUGGGACUAUGGGCACCUGUAGUUAUGUGCUUACUGGAACAGAGCAGGGAAUGCAAGAGACUUUUGGUACCACAUGCCAUGGAGCAGGAAGAGCUCUGUCUCGAGCCAAGUCGCGGAGAAACCUGGACUACCAAGAUGUUCUUGACAAGCUUGCCGAGAUGGGAAUUUCUAUCAGGGUAGCAUCACCAAAACUUGUGAUGGAAGAAGCCCCGGAAUCAUACAAGAAUGUGACUGAUGUUGUGAAUACUUGUCAUGCAGCUGGAAUCAGCAAGAAGUGUAUAAAACUAAGACCUAUUGCUGUGAUUAAAGGAUAAUUGUAAAAAUGAUCUUAUCAAGGAAAUAGUUACAAAUACUUGUAAGAAUGGAUCACGAAGUACCUCUUAAAGAUCUACAACUGUAUCUUUUAUUUUCAUGUCUCAAGAGGAAUUAAGACUGAGGCUGUUCUUUAUAUUAAAAUGCUAAUUUUCAGUUGUCAACUAAAGAAAGUAAUGUUUAUUUUAUAUAGCAAUAGAACCUACAAGUUAACUCUAACACUUCUUUGAGAAAAAAAUAAAUUUUAUUUACUUUCACACUUUUCCAAACUCAAAGUAUUGAGAAAUAUAAUAAAAUAAAUUAAUAUAAAGUAAGAUUUCUGCCCAAAGGUUUGUGUACGUAUUUUAUAAACAGCUCUGAACCUGAAAAAAUAAAUCAGAAUAUCCAUACAGACUUGUACUAUUCAAA